This is a messenger RNA of Knipowitschia caucasica, 969 nucleotides long. The record is from the annotation of a GenBank genome assembly. Lineage: Eukaryota; Metazoa; Chordata; Actinopteri; Gobiiformes; Gobiidae.
AUGCACAGUAAAGACGUGAUCAGCCACGACGAGUACGAGCAAGCUGCUGAUUGGCUGCUAGCUCACACAAAACACCGCCCCCAGGUGGCCAUCAUCUGUGGGUCCGGACUGGGCAUGCUCAGUGAGGUCCUGGAGGAGCAGGAAGUUCUCGAGUACACCCAAAUCCCUGGGUUUCCCCAGAGCACAGUGCAGGGUCACGCCGGACGCCUGGUCUUUGGUCGGCUUCGAGGUCGGACAUGUGUGUGUAUGCAGGGACGCUUCCACAUGUACGAGGGGUACAGUAUGAGCAAGACCACGUUCCCUGUAAGGGUUUUCAAACUGCUGGGCGCAGACACUCUGGUGGUCACCAAUGCUGCCGGCUCAUUGGACGAUUCUCUCAAACCUGGUGACAUCAUGAUCCUCAAAGACCAUGUGAACCUACCCGGACUGUGUGGACUCAACCCGCUGUGUGGUCCUAAUGACGAGAGGUUUGGUCCUCGGUUUCCCGCCAUGUCCAGUUGCUAUGACAGUGAGCUGCGCCGUAUUGCCUUAGAGAUCGGGAAGCAGCUUGGCGUUGGCGGAGCGAUGAGAGAGGGCGUGUACGCCAUGGUGGGCGGGCCUAACUUUGAGAGCAUUGCAGAGGCCCGCCUCCUACACCGGCUCGGGAUUGACGCCGUGGGGAUGAGUACAGCUCCAGAGGUCGUUGUAGCAACGCACUGCGGUAUGAGGGUGUUCGGCCUCUCACUCAUCACCAACAAGGUGGUGAAGUGCUAUGAUGGAGAUGACAUGGUUGACCACCAGGGGGUGCUGGAGGUAGGCCGUCUCAGAGCGCAGACGCUGCAGACGCUCAUCACGGAGCUCGUGUCGCGGAUGGACGUCAACAACAACAGCAGCAACAGUCCUUCUGACGACCUCACUGAGGAGGCACUGUCCCAAUGUGACCACAGGGAGGCGUUGUCCCCUGAGUCGAACAGUGACGUGUCCAUCUGA